AUGGCUCAGGGACGACUUCACUCAUCACCCUUCUCGGCCAGGGGCAGUCCUAGAGGUCGUCGCACCGACGACAGUCCAUCCAGGCAGUUGCAAUGGGAAUUGGAGCGUGCCCUCAGUCAGAUCCAUCUACACGAAAUCGAGCGUUCAAAGCUCCACGCCUACCAGAAACGCCAACAGCAGGAAGAGCUUGAUGCUCUAGAGUCGGCACAGGCGGAGGUUCACCGGAUAGAGCUCAAUGCCGCAAAAGCCCAGCAUGAGGUUGUGCGCAAACAGGCCGAGGCUGUUCUUCAGGCCUACAUUCAGCAGGAGGAAGAGGACCGUCGCAGACGUGAAGAAGAGGAGCGAAGGAGAUUAGAGGAGGAAGAAAGUCAAAGGAGGGCCGAGGCGGAGGCAAAGGCACAAGCCCAUGCCCGGGCCCAGGCACGGAGACGGGCCGAAGAAGAGCGAAGAGCCCUCGAAGAGAAAGAGCGCCGUGAACGGGAAGAGCGUGCCCUCCAGGAAGCGGAACGUCAGGCAAAGCAAAAGGCUGAAGCAGAGGAAAGAGAGCGAAAGGAGAAGGAAGCGACAGAGCAAAAACAGCGAGAGGCCAAAGCCAAAGCUGAGCAAGAAGCUGCGUUAAAGAGACAAGAGGCUGAGAGGGCCGUCACUGCAACCAAAGUUACAGUACCACCAUCCACCACGCCCGCCCAAGGCAAAGACACCAGUCCAGCUCCAGAGGUAGAAGCACAACAUGCCAACUACCUAGUUCUCCACAAGAAGCUCAAGAAAUUCCGUUCAGACUUCUGGAUCGCGGCCAAGAAGGAUCCCAGCUUGAAGCCCCAUGUAGGGGACAUGCGGCGGGCGAUUCGCACUAGCGUAGGCCAGUUGACCGAUGACAAGGUUGGUAACAAAAAGGCACAUGAGCGACUAAGGGCUACGUUGCAUCAGGCUCUCAGGGAGCGACCUUCUCCUCCAGUAUCUGUCAGCGAAUACCUACCGGCACACCUCAAUCUGGGCGACAAUGGGACGACAACGAUUCCGUCACUGGCGUUGUACCUGCUUUCCAUCUUCAGUAAAGCCGUUAUCAGUGGUUUUGUGGGUGAGUGUGCUGUCAACCCCAAGGCGGCCGAACCCAUUGGUACACUGGUUGCUCAGAUCUUCUCCAUGCCUGAACUACAAUUUCCGCGCAACGUCCCAUCCGCCGCCAGUCCAUCCCAGCCUACAAAGCCAACCAGUGUCUCCUUGAUCCCCAUCCUCAUGUGCAAAUUCCAUGCCACUGCGCCGAUUCUUUUCGGCAUCUCCGGGCGCGAAUCCACUGCAGCGGGCAAACACCGACUCGGCUGGCGCCUUGAUAGAAUCACGGAUGACCCCGAUUCGAAAAAGGCCUUUGUGAAUGAAAACAAGCACUAUGAUCGUCUAACAGGACUCGGUGUGGGAUACGCGUCGAUCGCUCUCCGGAACUUCUCAAAAGCAAAAGUCUCCAACCCCUGGCCACCAGUGCAUUAUUGGUCUAGUCUGGCGCAUAUUGCCAAUACGCCUCCACAAGAGGUGCAGACCAGCCAUCUGGUAUUGCUGAAGAGCAUGCUCGAAAACAAUGCAAUUGACCGAUUCGUGUUGUUUUUCGGAGCCGCGGGCAUUGCGGCCUUAAGGCAAGCGGCGGUUGAGUUCCCGAGGACGUUGCCAAGAGAAUUACAAGAAAAGCCGGCGACAAAGACGUUGGUGUUAAUGGUUGAGGGGUGGAAGAGGGAGAAGAACUUUUCGCUUGUGUAA
This is a messenger RNA of Cladophialophora bantiana CBS 173.52, 1749 nucleotides long. RefSeq lists its product as uncharacterized. Gene Ontology annotation, biological process: regulation of translational initiation; poly(A)+ mRNA export from nucleus; regulation of translational termination. Gene Ontology annotation, molecular function: inositol hexakisphosphate binding; phospholipid binding; translation initiation factor binding. Bases 1 to 1749 code for a protein of 582 amino acids. The record is from RefSeq and is a predicted model, not a curated record. Gene Ontology annotation, cellular component: cytoplasm; nuclear pore; nuclear pore cytoplasmic filaments. Lineage: Eukaryota; Fungi; Ascomycota; Eurotiomycetes; Chaetothyriales; Herpotrichiellaceae. The transcript is spliced from 2 exons.